This is a messenger RNA of Physella acuta, 1159 nucleotides long. RefSeq lists its product as uncharacterized. Gene Ontology annotation, molecular function: GTP binding; GTPase activity. The record is from RefSeq and is a predicted model, not a curated record. NCBI's taxonomy places the organism in Eukaryota, Metazoa, Mollusca, Gastropoda, Physidae.
CUAGGCUAAAACGACCAUUCACAAUGAUCCAUUCACUGUGAAUUACUUUCAUUCCCUAGAAAACAUUGAGGGAAUUCCCGAUAGAUCUCGAGUGUCAUAAGUUAUGGCGUUGGCCUAGAUUAGUUCGUUAUAAACAUUCGUGUAGUCUUCCUUAGUAAGUCACUAUUAUUAGUUUUAUGUUUGUGUAAGGAAUACAUUCUUCGUUGGUUUUUAAAUUUAAUUGCAGGUGUUGAGGCAAGUUAACCUGGAUAAAAAGAUUUUGGGACAUAUUUUUUAGUCAGAUCAGGGCCAAGAUUUCAAGAUGCGAGAGGAAUACCUGAUUAAGGUGGUGAUCAUCGGGAACCAGGGGGUAGGGAAGUCGUGUCUGAUGUUAAACUACGUGGACGGGACCUUUAUCACACCCCACAUCAACACUAUCGGCGUGGACUUUAAAUUUAAGGACCUGGAGAGGGACGACUGCUUGGCCAAGUUACAGAUAUGGGACACAGCUGGGCAGGACAGGUUUCGGGCCAUCGUGUCCAGCUUUUACCGCGGGGCCGAAGGGCUGAUGGUCGUGUUUGACGUCACGGACGAGCUGAGCUUCCAGAAGGUUCCUGAGUGGUUCAAAGAGGCCAGCCGCCACGGUAGCACUGACUGCAUUAAAGUGUUGGUCGGGAACAAAACGGACCUGGUUGAGGAAAGGAAAGUGGAUGCCAAAGCUGCGGCAUCCUUGGCCUCCAAAUUUGGCGCCAAGUACAUUGAAACCAGCGCGAAGACCGCGUCUAACGUACACCAGGCGUUUGACCUACUAGCCGACAACAUCAUCCGGAAAAAGAAAACGUUCGGGUACACCAUGGACCCCGCCAUGACGGAAUCUUUCCACCUCAAGUCUGAGGAUGCAGAGAACGCCGGGUGGUGCUACGGCUACUGCAAUUACUUCUAAGGUUAUUGCAAUUACUUCUAAGGUUACUGCAAUUACUUCUAAGGUUAUUGCAAUUACUUCUAAGGUUACUGCAAUUACUUCUAAGGUUACUGCAAUUACUUCUAAGGUUAUUGCAAUUACUUCUAAGGUUAUUGCAAUUACUUCUAAGGUUAUUGCAAUUACUUCUAAGGUUAUUGCAAUUACUUCUAAGGUUAUUGCAAUUACUUCUAAAAUCACAUGCAAAUCGAAUUGUUUUUU